UGAAGUGCUCUGAAAUAGUCAACUGCUGCAGAGUUUAGCGUCAGCGUUCAACUCGGUUCAAUUAUAAAGAACAGAUUCCGGUUAUAAAGAAUGGACCUAAUGUCAACGAAUAUGAUUGAAACGAUUAUUGAGACGAAAAAGGACGCAGAAGGCAAGAAUAAAACGAAAAUUUAUUGUACAUUCUGCCCUUCAAAAAUGCUUAAUGCUGGGACUGCCAGGUUAAUAAAUAUGGAGUUUGCGUUACCUUAUAUUCAUAGCAAAGGAGAAGGUAAAGACAAUCAAUCAGAAGUUAUUUCAAACUACUGGUUAGUAGAAGAUAUGUAUACCUUCGAAAAUAUUGGUGUAUCGCACACAGUAGAUAAUGUCAAGUACCUAGCUUGCGCUGAUUGUGAGAAGGGACCAGUAGGAUGGCAUGAUUUGUCUACCAAAAAAUCAUAUAUUGCAUUGUGUAGAGUCAAACACGAAUGAAUAGAGAUAUAUAUGUUUAUUUAUAAAAUAAUUUUAUAAUUUUAUAUAUGUAAUGUGUAUAAUUUUUUAUAUGAGCACAAGUGUACAGAAAUAAUAAUGUUAUAUAAAUAUCAAAUAAUAGUUAUGUAAUUAUAUGGGUUUUUUUUUAUACAAAAGCUACUCUAGAUUUUUAUAUCAAAAUAAAUUAACGUGUAUCUUUUUUAAAUUAGUCAAAUAAUUAUUUUAAAGAUUAAAAAAAUUCCUAUUUAUAUAAAACAACUCAUAAAUAUGAUAUUACUUUAUGUCAAGCUUAGAAUUAUUUUUAUUCCAUAUAUAAUAAGGAAUUGUGUCAAUGUUAUACAAAAGUAAUAAUCUAGUUAAGAAUAAGAAUAACAAUUUGUUUAUUUUAGUUGAUAAUGUUUUAUUAUGUUACAAAGAGUCAAUAAAUCAAAUAAUAAAUUAUUGAUAUAUUUUAAUAAUCAAA
This is a messenger RNA of Cataglyphis hispanica, 931 nucleotides long. RefSeq names its product guanine nucleotide exchange factor MSS4 homolog (gene strat). Gene Ontology annotation, biological process: small GTPase-mediated signal transduction; post-Golgi vesicle-mediated transport. The transcript has 2 exons. NCBI's taxonomy places the organism in Eukaryota, Metazoa, Arthropoda, Insecta, Hymenoptera, Formicidae. Gene Ontology annotation, molecular function: zinc ion binding; guanyl-nucleotide exchange factor activity. The record is from RefSeq and is a predicted model, not a curated record. Gene Ontology annotation, cellular component: membrane; cytosol. Bases 91 to 468 code for a protein of 125 amino acids.